This is a messenger RNA of Urocitellus parryii (Arctic ground squirrel), 3140 nucleotides long. It is a transcript of the gene Agbl3, whose product is annotated as AGBL carboxypeptidase 3. Gene Ontology annotation, biological process: proteolysis. Lineage: Eukaryota; Metazoa; Chordata; Mammalia; Rodentia; Sciuridae. Gene Ontology annotation, molecular function: metallocarboxypeptidase activity; zinc ion binding. The record is from RefSeq and is a predicted model, not a curated record.
UGUCACUGUUAACUAAAUACAAUUGAAUGCAUUUUUAGUACUCAUUUAAUGUAAAAAAAAAACYCUUCAGCUUAAAAAAAUCUGUCAAAUAAGUUUCUUAGAAAUUGUUUUACAGCCUAUCCACGUAAUAAAUUUCAAGCCUAACACUGGAAAAGAUGUCAGAAGAUUCAGAAAAGGAGGACUAUUCAGACAGAACAGUCAGUGAUGAAGAUGAAUUAGAUGAAGAAACAUUUAUGAAAUUUGUAAGUGAAGAUAUUCGUCAGUGUACACUAUUGACAGCCAAUUCUUUUGGUGACCCAUUCUUCCCUCGGACCACACAAAUACUCUUGGAAUAUCAGCUGGGGAGAUGGGUGCCACGCCUUCGUGAACCACGGGAUUUAUAUGGUGUCUCUUCUUCUGGGCCCCUGAGCCCAACACGGUGGCCUUACCACUGUGAGGUCAUUGAUGAAAAAGUCCAGCAUAUUGAUUGGACUCCUUUUUAUCCUGAGCCAGUAUAUAUCCCAACAGGUCUAGAAAUAGAACCCCUUUAUUCAAGCUCCAAGGAAGACACUGUGGUUUAUCUGGCUGAAGAUGCUUACAAAGAGCCCUGUUUUGUGUAUUCCCGAGUUGGGGGCAAUCGAACACCCUUGAAGCCACCUGUUGACACCUGUGACAAUACUUUGAUGUUCGAAGCAAGGUUUGAGAGUGGUAAUCUACAGAAGGUAGUCAAAGUGGCAGAAUACGAGUACCAGUUGACUGUGCGCCCUGACCUCUUCACAAACAAGCACACCCAGUGGUAUUAUUUCCAAGUCUCUAACACCCAAGCAGAAACCGUCUACAGAUUCACCAUUGUCAACUUCACCAAGCCCGCUAGCCUUUACAAUCGGGGUAUGCGCCCACUCUUCUAUUCUGAAAAGGAGGCCAAGGCUCACAACGUUGGCUGGCAGAGAAUCGGAGACCAGAUCAGGUACUACAAGAACAACCUGGGCCAGGAAGGCCGCCACUUCUUCUCCCUCACGUGGACAUUCCAGUUUCCACACAACAAGGACACCUGCUACUUUGCGCACUGCUACCCUUACACUUACACCAACCUGCAAGAAUACCUUUCUGGCAUCAAUAAUGACCCAGUUCGGUCCAAGUUCUGCAAAAUCCGCGUCCUGUGCCACACGCUCGCCAGGAACAUGGUGUACGUGUUGACCAUCACCACGCCCCUGAAGAACUCGGACUCCAGGAAGAGGAAGGCCGUGAUUCUGACCGCAAGGGUCCAUCCGGGUGAGACCAACAGCUCCUGGAUCAUGAAAGGCUUCCUAGAUUAUAUUUUAGGAGACUCAAGUGAUGCCCAGUUGCUUCGGGACACUUUCAUCUUCAAGGUGGUACCCAUGCUGAAUCCAGAUGGUGUCAUUGUGGGAAACUACCGGUGCUCCCUAGCUGGGCGCGACCUCAACCGCAAUUACACCUCCCUCCUGAAGGACUCUUUUCCUUCUGUUUGGUACACACGGAACAUGAUCCACAGGUUGAUGGAGAAGCGAGAGGUUAUUUUAUAUUGUGAUCUACAUGGACAUAGUAGGAAAGAGAACAUCUUCAUGUAUGGCUGUGAUGGUAGUGACAGAACUAAAGCAUUAUACUUACAGCAACGAAUCUUCCCAUUUAUGCUGAGUAAAAAUUGUCCAGAUAAAUUUUCAUUCCCAGCUUGCAAGUUCAAUAUUCAGAAGAGCAAGGAAGGAACAGGAAGGGUGGUAAUGUGGAAAAUGGGAAUCAGGAACAGCUUUACCAUGGAGGCCACCUUUUGUGGAUCUACUUUGGGUAAUAAACGAGGCACUCAUUUCAGCACAAAAGACUUGGAGUCAAUGGGCUACCAUUUUUGUGAUUCUCUCUUGGACUAUUGUGAUCCCGAUCGGAGCAAGUAUUAUCAGUGCCUGAAAGAAUUAGAAGAAAUGGAAAAACGUAUGAGUUUGGAAAAAGUCUGUGAUGAUUCAGAUUCUUCUCUAAUAGAAAUUACAUUGGAUCUAGAGUCGAGUAGCCGAGGCUCUGACAGUUCGGAAUCCAAUGACUCUCAGACAUAUCUUCUGAAGGUAACCUCUCAGAUAAAAACCAAGAAAAAAUAUCUGAAAACAAAGAAGGAAAGGAAUUCUACCAUGGCAAGCUACCAGAGUGCCAGAGAAGAAGUUUAUGGUAGAGAACAUGUACUGCAAAAACACAAAGAAUCAAAUUCUGAUGUGAAAGGAAAAAGUCUUCAGAACAAGUUGUGGAAGUCUGAUGUAGCUGCAGCCUGCUACAAGGUAUUUGGAGCAGCCAUAGCUGUCAAAAUGAAAGAAAACUCCCAAAAUAUGAUUCAGAGUUUUAGCAGAGACAAUCGAAGAUAUUUUCUAGAAACCUGUGAGAGGCCAAUCCAGGAAAUAAUUCAGCCCCUGGGAAAUCGUUUAUAUGAAAACUGUUUCAGAGUGACAUCCUUGAAGUUUCCUAGGAGCCAACAAACAUCAAGUUGGAUUGAGAAGACAAGGAUACGAAAAGAUCUUCAUCACAACUUAAAAAGCAAAGGUAAAGAAUGUACACCUGUCCAAAGUAAGAAGAGUGGCAUAAACUGGACAGAUGAUGAAAAAAGAAUCUACAGGGAUAAAAGAAUAGCUCAAACUCAAGAAAUAUUGCAUUAUUUGCUCCCUAUCAUGGAAACCCAAAAACCCAUGGAAAACACUCAGAUAAAACAGUUAUUCAAUUCAAGAAGCAACUUCCAAAUCCAACAUCAAUCAAAGMCAGCUACUUGCAUAAAUAUAAAGAAAUACAACUCAUCUUGGACGCCACCCAGAAACCCUCCUUUUGUAACCCAAAGGAAUCUUAGGACAGAUGCCUCAGAAUGGUUCCAGUCUGUGCCCCAAAGGUCACUUGAAAGUUUGACACCUCUCAAAGGCACCAAGAAGAGGAAAAAACAUGUUCUCUGGGCCACAAAGACUGAAGACAUGAACCUUCUAAACAGCAAAUGGGAGACUGCUGCCUCAAGCUUUGAAGUGGUUGCAAAUAUAAAAGAUAAGAGUCUUCAAGAUGAAGAAUCCAAACUGCAGAGCUCUAAGCAGAUAGUUCCUCAUCUCCCCAAAACCAAGGAGGAGCAACCGCAUCAGAAUGACAGACAACUCACCUUCCACCUGAGGUUCCAAAGAGACAAUUAA